AUGCCCUCGUUCUCCACCGGCCCCUACGAUCGUCCGGCAAUGCAGGCACCACAUAUGGUGUCCGGCCAGCUCAUGGCGACAGGCCUGACCACUGCCCCACUGCAGCUCCAGCAGCAGCAAGCACAUCAGCAACAGCCCCAGCAGCAGCUCCAGCAUAGCCAGCCGCCGAUGUCGAUGGGCCAUAUGCAGUCCUCUAUGGGAUCGCACCCGCAGCCUCACAUCAAUGCCCUGGGAUCCAACUUCAUGACCGGCGGGCCAGCCUCGCUGCAUCUGAAGCGUGAUCCUGGAUUCGGCCACGAUCCAAUGGAGGAGGCCAUGUAUGACCCGUACAAGCAGGCGUAUGAGCACAGCUCGCACUUUAUGCUGCCUGUCAAUUCGUUCCGGUUCCCGACAUUCACGCCGCCAAAUCCGCCAAGCAUGGGAAGCGGUGCUCAUGCGGGGCCCAGCAACCGCAACCUCGGCGGCAUCGGUGGGCAAGGGGGCUCCCAGCGGACGCCCAGUAAUGGCUCCAGUAACCCGCACAACAUACCCUACGGUGGCCCAGCCAGUGCCAGUAGCAGCAGUAGCGGCAAUAACCGCCCAAUACAGCAACGUUCGGCGCAGGUUGGCGGGCAGUUUGGCACGCUCGACCUUUCCCAGCCGAGCGCCGGUGUUCCGUCGAACUUUGACCCGGCCUCAAUUGCCCAGGAUCUGUCAUCAGCGUAUGUGUCAAUGAUUGCUGGGUUCCCGACACAGCAGCCACAGCAGCAGCUGGUGGCGCCACCGUCGCUGUCAAGCACUCCAAAGUCAGCCAAUGCGCUGGGAAAGAGCGCCAGCCAUACGCCGGCCCCCUCCAGCGCCGACCUGGCCAACAACCCGCGCAGCAGCGCGCAACUGCGUGAGCUGCGCCAAAAGAUCCGUGAAAUCAUUUCCAGCGUCUGGGCAGGCACCGAGUGCGGCAAAUCGGCUGGCAUGGCGGGCGUGGCCAUGGAUAUCGACGACUCUGGGCUUUCCGACGACAACACCAACAAAAACAAGCAAGCAGCCGCAUCGCCGGUCUCCGAUGCGUCCAACCCACUGGCCAGCACCAGCCCAUCCGGUCGACAAGUCGAUGGACGAGCACCUGCUUAA
Molecule: messenger RNA, 1110 nt
Organism: Linderina pennispora
Lineage: Eukaryota; Fungi; Kickxellomycota; Kickxellomycetes; Kickxellales; Kickxellaceae
Exons: 1
Coding region: 1-1110 (369 amino acids)
Source: RefSeq, a predicted model, not a curated record